Aspergillus melleus is the source of this 1830-nucleotide messenger RNA. RefSeq names its product GMC family oxidoreductase. The record is from RefSeq and is a predicted model, not a curated record. Gene Ontology annotation, molecular function: flavin adenine dinucleotide binding; oxidoreductase activity, acting on CH-OH group of donors. NCBI's taxonomy places the organism in Eukaryota, Fungi, Ascomycota, Eurotiomycetes, Eurotiales, Aspergillaceae. Gene Ontology annotation, biological process: secondary metabolite biosynthetic process. The transcript is spliced from 3 exons. Bases 1 to 1830 code for a protein of 609 amino acids.
AUGACGGGAGUCAUCGAAAUGAUGUACAAGACUACCUUGCUUGGCGUAUUGGCCUCCUUUGCCCAUGCUAGCCCACUUUUCGGUUCUUCGUUCGGGGUCCCUGGAGUCAACGCAACCUACGAUUAUGUUGUGGUAGGUGGUGGAAUGGCUGGUCUAACCCUUGCUACAAGGUUAGUCCAGCAGUCUGCAGGUACAGUGGCCGUGAUUGAGGCGGGGUCCUUCUACGAGAUUAGCAAUGGGAAUCUCAGUCAAGUGCCAGCAUACACAGGGGCAUACUCCAGCAGAGAACUGAAUGACUGGCAUCCCUUGAUAGAUUGGGGAUAUAAGACGACACCACAGGCUGGCGCAUACAAUCUCUCGAUUCAUUAUGCCCGGGGAAAGACUCUGGGCGGGAGUUCCGCUCGAAAUUCAAUGGUUUACCAACGCGGGACGGUGGGAACACACGACCGAUGGGCUGAUAUGGUGGGGGAUGAUAGCUAUCGAUGGGACAAUUUCCUGCCGUAUUUCAAGAAGAGCGUGAAGUUCAGCGAGCCUAACAUGGAUCUGCGGUUUCCUAACUCCACGCCAGUUUUUGAUGCCACAGCAGCGGGCCGGGAUGGCCCACUCUCGGUUACAUACCCCAACUAUGCACAGGCAUUCACCACUUGGAGUAUCAAGGCUUUCGCAGAGGCCGGGAUCCCAGAAAUCCGGGGCUUCCUGAGUGGAGAAGUGAUUGGGCAUAUGUAUGGGACAUUCACUUUGAACGCCGACACGAUGACCCGGGAUUCUUCUGAAACGUCAUUCCUUCGAGAGGGGCUCAAAAACCCGAAACUCGUGGUUUACCCAAUGGCGAUGGCUAAGCGGAUACUGUUUGACAAAGAAAAGACAGCCUCUGGUGUGCUUGUUGAAGUUCAAGGUCUUAAAUAUGCGUUGUCGGCUCGAAAAGAAGUCAUUCUGUGCGCAGGAGCGUUUGGAUCGCCUCAACUCCUGAUGGUUUCUGGUAUUGGACCGGCGGACGUCUUGAAAUCUUUAGACAUCCCAAUAAUCGCUGACCGACCGGGGGUGGGGCAAGGAAUGCAGGACCAUGUUGUCUAUGACCUUGGAUACCAAGUAAACGUUGAGACUAUGUCCUCAUUAACAAACCCUGCUUUUGCGGCGAAGCAAGCUCUUUUGUUUACCAAGCGCGCUGCAGGUAUGCUAACCGGGUCAAACACCGAGGGCCUGGCGUUUGAGAAGAUCCCGCCGUCUCUCCGAGCAGGCUGGAGCAACGAAACACACGACAGGUUGAAAGCCUACCCGGACGACUGGCCGGAAGUGGAAUAUAUCACGGUGCCUCUACCAGCAGGAGAGGUGAAAGCCGAUGCAGGUGCCAACUACGCUGCCCUGGCUGUUGUCCUAGUUGCUCCCGAGUCUCGAGGAACGGUGACAAUAUCUUCCACCGACACCAACGUGGCCCCAGUAAUCGAUCCGAACUAUUUUGCUGAACCCUCCGACGUGGACAUUUUGGUUGCUGGCUUCAAGCGUGUUCGGCAAUUCUUCGACACAAAGGCAAUGAGAACCAUCGUCAUUGGCGACGAACAAAUUCCCGGGAAACAGGUAUCGACAGACGCACAAAUCGCAAAGUUCAUUAAGCAGAGUUUUAAUACCAUCUGGCAUGCGUCGUGUACCUGCUCCAUGGGCAAAGUGACUGACCCGAUGGCCGUAGUAGACGCACAGGGCCGGGUGAUCGGCGUCCAUGGGUUGCGUGUGGCGGACAGCUCGUCGUUCCCUUUGCUCCCACCGGGGCAUCCUAUGUCAACCGUCUAUGCACUUGCUGAGAAAAUUGCUUGUGAUAUCUCCGGUAAUUGCUAA